This is a messenger RNA of Lucilia cuprina (Australian sheep blowfly), 842 nucleotides long. RefSeq lists its product as uncharacterized. The coding region runs from base 84 to 569 and encodes 161 amino acids. NCBI's taxonomy places the organism in Eukaryota, Metazoa, Arthropoda, Insecta, Diptera, Calliphoridae. The transcript is spliced from 2 exons. The record is from RefSeq and is a predicted model, not a curated record.
AUUGUUUUCUGAAUCAGCUGAUAAGAUAAGAUUAUUUUUAAACAAUUGAAAUAAAUAAUAAGAGUGAAAUUAAAUUGUAAAAAAUGAAUAGCAUAAUUAUGCGAGUGCUUGUAAAGGAAAUUGAUGUUGUUGUAGAGGAAGAACAUCGAACUAGUCAAAGGAUUGCUAGAAGACGGCUGCGGGAUGAAUCUAAUCCUCUUGAGUUACCUCAAUCAUUAUUUCAGAAGUAUUACAGAGUGAAUAAACCGGCAUUUCGGUAUUUACUAGAAAUCUUGACAAGACACUCACAACCAUCAAAAAAGCAAUUUAGAAUUGCACCCAUUAUAAAAUUAAGUGCGAGUUUGCGCUUUUUCGCCGAAGGAGAGUAUCAGACUGGCGUAGGAAAAGAUUCUGACGUCUCAAUAGCCCAGUCAACUUUCUGUAAAGUGCUUGCGGAAGUCAUUAAUAUUUUUGAAACCCAUCUCUGUCCCAUUUGGAUUAAAGUACCAACAACAGAGGAAAAAAGGAUUGCGAUAGCUAAUAGUAAUAGUAAAAUUUUCAAAAAAUCAAAAAUAGCAAAAAAUUUCUAAUGGCAUAAACUGUUUUUGUCUACAACAAAAGUGCAGUGGUUGACAAAAAGAGACCCAAAGAACAAGAUAGACCCAAUCAACAAAAAACAACAAGAGACCCAAAUUUAAAAAAAUUUUGAAAAAAUCAAAUACAAUAAAAAGAUACACAAACUCUUUAGUGUGUGGGUUCGUUCUUAGAUUUUUUUGUCGCUGUAAAUAUAUAAGUUUGUAAUUUCUAUAAUAUAAUUUUCCGACGAGAAGUUUCCUAUUGAAAGUCAGCAUAUUCGGUCCAUA